This is a messenger RNA of Lingula anatina, 1861 nucleotides long. RefSeq names its product zinc finger protein DPF3-like. Gene Ontology annotation, cellular component: nBAF complex. Lineage: Eukaryota; Metazoa; Brachiopoda; Lingulata; Lingulida; Lingulidae. The record is from RefSeq and is a predicted model, not a curated record. Gene Ontology annotation, biological process: nervous system development.
CAUUAGACUAUCUUGCAAAUAUGGCUACUCCUGCACGAAACAAAGGUUCCAGUUUGCCUGUGGUUCCGUUGUCCCCAGAGCAGUUGUACAAGGAGGCCAUAGAAAAUGCUGCCAGUUACAACAGCAGAUUGUAUUUGGAAAGUCAGAUGCGACUGCCAUAUGUUGACUCCAAUACUGCAGUGGCACAAAGACAUAGUAAUCUAUGGGUCAGUUACAGACAGAGAAUGCCAGGGACCCGUGCUGGCCAGAUCUAUUCAUACCCUGCCAAACGGUGGAGGAAGAAAAAGCGAGCUGUGCCUCUGGAAGAAAUCAGUAUUACCAAGGCCACAGACAUAGAGACUGGACUUCCAGCUGGAACUAGCACUGCCCCAUCAGGUACAAAAUCUGGCCGCCACAAGAACUCCCCAAACAACUACUGUGACUUCUGUCUGGGCGAUGAAACGUUCAACAAGAAAACCAAGGUGUCGGAGGAGCUGGUAUCGUGUGCCGACUGUGGCAGAUCAGGCCACCCGACCUGUCUUCAGUUUACAGAGAAUAUGAUAGUGUCAGUAAAGAAGUAUCCCUGGCAGUGUAUAGAGUGCAAGUCCUGUGGUUUAUGUGGUACAUCUGAUAAUGAUGAUCAACUCCUGUUUUGUGACGACUGUGACAGAGGCUAUCACAUGUACUGCCUAUCACCCCCUCUAUCUGAACCUCCAGAGGGGAGCUGGAGUUGUCACCUGUGUAUUGAAGAGUUCCAUGCUGGUAAACCCCCUGCUUGUAUGGCUGCACCACGAUAGUCACAGAGACAGCGGAACAGUUUAAAUAGCGUCUUCUGCCAAGUGUCACUUUGAAACACCAAGAAUCCAUGUCUUGUGGACUGUUUUGUGCUAAGGAAGUGGUGCACUCUGAAAAUAUCAUGUUUUGUGGUUUAUUAAUCAACAUCAAAUAUUUCCAUAGGGACUGGCUGGGAAGAAAUGAAAUUUAUUUUCUAUAUACUUUCUUACUUUAUUAGAAGUAAUUUAAAGCAAUCAUGGUGCUGUAGAAAUCUGAUAGCAAUGAACUUAUUGUCCCAGCAACCACAAACAUGGCUUCCAGUCAGCUUUAGCAGGUAUGAGGUUGUUCCAAUUUAGGGAGUGUUCUGACAGAACUCUGGAACCAGGGACCGCAGCCUUGUAUCUGUAUCUGGGAUAACAUAUGACAACUGCAAACUGAAGUCUUACUUCAGAUUUACCAAAAUUAAUCAUUAAAAUGUACUGUAUAUAUUAUAUACUAGACUUGUAAUGUUGAGCAGUUAGUGAGUAGUAAGAACACACUGUGAAUGUUUAUAUCUAAACAUUUUAAGUCAAAGAAAUCAAAAUGAAUGUUUAUGUAUUCAUGUUACAGUCAUUAGAUACUCAUUAAAAUAAGCUUUUGUAACAUUUAAUCAUGGGGUCAUUUAUCGGGUAACUUUUUUACUGCUUCAUGUUUUGUAUAAAAAGUCUGUAGUCAUAGUUCUUUUAGUUCUCCACAGAAUAUGCCCAACUUAUAAGUCAUCCAUCAUUUUGUGCACCAUAUUUUGUAAAUGUGUAAUUGCUUUGUGCAAUGUAAAUCUUUGAAUUUGAACAAGUUCCAAAAACUUGAGAGAAAAAUAUAGUACACAAGAUUAUGAACAAAAUUUCUAAUAAUGAGCAAACCCAAAGAAUGGGAGAUUUGUUGGUGUAACUGAAUGUUUUAAUUAACCAAUUUACAAUUUCUCUGAAAAAUUUUCUAGUGAAUAUUGCUACGUUUAUUUCUACAUCCAAAUUAUUGUUCAUAAUCUCUCCUAUUGGGCAAGAGCCUGGGUAAGUGUAGUAAGAUACACUCUGUAUACUGUGUAGACAAUAAAGCUUGUUGUCAUUGUUAA